AUGUACAGCAGAAACGACGAGUUCCAGAGCCUGGUGGGUGCUCUUCUAUACAUCGCGGUCAACACGAGACCGGACAUCGCCAUAAGCGCCUCAAUUCUGGGCCGCAAGGUGAGUCGACCAACGGAAGCAGACUGGACCGAAGCAAAACGGACGCUCCGGUAUCUCCAGUCAACAGUGGAUCGGAGCCUACGUCUAGGUUCAUCCGGACCGCUGGAAGCAUACGUCGAUACAGACUGGGCUGGUGACAAGACAGACCGGAAAUCAAACACCGGUUUCGUCUUCUGUCUUGGAGGACCAAUCAGUUGGGCAGCCCGAAAACAACCAUGCGUAACUCUUUCGUCUACCGAAGCGAAGUACGUGGCGCUUUCCGAACCCAGCCGCGAGCUGUUGUGGCUGAUGAAGCUACUGAAGGACGUCGGAGAACCAAUUCUGGCUCCUGUAGUUGUACACGAAGACAACCAAAGCUGUAUUGCGAUGCUGAAAUCUGCCGACGGUAGCAACUGA
Ochlerotatus camptorhynchus is the source of this 504-nucleotide messenger RNA. RefSeq lists its product as uncharacterized. Lineage: Eukaryota; Metazoa; Arthropoda; Insecta; Diptera; Culicidae. The record is from RefSeq and is a predicted model, not a curated record. Bases 1 to 504 code for a protein of 167 amino acids. The transcript has a single exon.